UACUGUAUUAUACGCUCACACCAUAUAAACCGUUAUACAGUAAAUACAUGUGAGAGUUGAGUUGAGGCCGGUUUCCAAUGUCUUCAAACAUUUUUAAUGUCAGAUAAUGUGUGCAUAACUAUCAUAACUAUCACUACUAUUACUACACUAAACACAUACACACACAUACUGUACUGUAUUUCAGUUUAAAGUGAAAAUACGUUAUUAAUAAAGUGUUUUUAUCGCACAUAUCGUUAACAAAUUAAACGCCCUUUCAAUCAAACAGUAUUUUACUUCAUUUGAUUUGAUUUCAUAGUUUUUUUUUGGUGUUUGUCUUUCAUUUGUCGUCUAUAAGUAGACAUUCAAUAAAUCUCUCAGCAAAAUGCGUGAAAUAGUUCACAUACAGGCCGGACAAUGUGGUAAUCAAAUUGGUGCCAAGUUUUGGGAAGUAAUUAGCGAAGAACACGGUAUCGAUAAGACUGGCCAUUAUAAUGGCGACAAUGAUCUUCAAUUGGAAAGGAUUAACGUAUAUUAUAACGAGUCGUCGUCUAAUACAUAUGUGCCGAGAGCUGUGCUCCUGGACUUAGAGCCGGGAACAAUGGACGCUUGUCGUAGCGGUGAAUACGGACAGUUGUUCCGACCGGACAACUUUGUGUUCGGCCAGAGUGGCGCCGGUAACAACUGGGCUAAGGGUCACUACACCGAAGGAGCCGAACUGGUCGACACUGUUAUGGAUGUGGUCCGCAAAGAGUCCGAGGGUUGCGAUUGUUUGCAGGGCUUUCAAUUGGCCCAUUCGUUAGGUGGCGGAACCGGUUCUGGUAUGGGAACACUUCUCAUAUCUAAAAUACGAGAAGAAUAUCCCGAUCGUAUAAUGAGUACAUUCAGUGUUAUGCCAUCACCAAAGGUAUCGGAAACAGUUGUCGAGCCCUAUAACGCCACACUAUCUGUUCAUCAAUUGGUUGAAAACACGGACCAAACCUAUUGUAUAGACAACGAAGCUCUGUAUGAUAUUUGUUUCCGUACUUUGAAGUUGACUAACCCCUCCUACACCGAUCUCAACCAAUUGGUUGCACUAACAAUGUCCGGUGUGACCACUUGUCUACGAUUUCCCGGUCAAUUGAACGCCGAUUUAAGAAAAUUGGCCGUAAAUAUGGUACCGUUUCCUCGUUUGCAUUUUUUCGUACCCGGUGUCGCUCCGUUGACAUCUGUAGGUUCGAAACAGUAUCGAAACCUAACGGUUGCCGAACUAACCGCUCAAAUGUUUGACGCUAAAAACAUGAUGGCCGCCUGUGAUCCGCGACACGGCCGAUAUCUAACUGUGGCCGUUAUUUUUCGCGGCCGUAUGUCAAUGAAAGAGGUGGACCAACAGAUGGCAAACAUACAGAAUAAGAAUAGCACUUAUUUUGUUGAAUGGAUCCCAAAUAACGUGAAGACAGCUGUCUGUGAUAUCGCUCCGCGCGGCUUAAAAAUGUCCUCCACUUUCAUCGGCAACACCACAGCUAUUCAAGAUAUUUUCAAACGUAUUUCCGAACAGUUCACUGCUAUGUUCCGCCGAAAGGCUUUCCUUCAUUGGUAUACCGGGGAAGGUAUGGAUGAGAUGGAGUUCACUGAAGCCGAGUCCAAUAUGAAUGAUUUGGUGUCAGAGUAUCAACAGUAUGAGGCACUUGAGAUCGAUGAAGAAGAUUUCGAUGAUGAAGAUGGACACGAAGAACCCAUUGAACAUGAAGACGCUUAAACAUCAUUACUGAUUCACUAUUAUAUUUUCAACAUUGAUAUUCAUAUAUAUAUAUUGAAUUUUUUAUUAAAUUACAU
Messenger RNA from Oppia nitens, 1791 nucleotides. Its product is annotated as tubulin beta chain-like. Gene Ontology annotation, cellular component: cytoplasm; microtubule. Gene Ontology annotation, biological process: microtubule cytoskeleton organization; mitotic cell cycle. Gene Ontology annotation, molecular function: GTPase activity; GTP binding; structural constituent of cytoskeleton. The coding region runs from base 362 to 1714 and encodes 450 amino acids. The transcript is spliced from 6 exons. Lineage: Eukaryota; Metazoa; Arthropoda; Arachnida; Sarcoptiformes; Oppiidae. The record is from RefSeq and is a predicted model, not a curated record.